AUGAUUAUGCUGGUUAUCGAUUUGAAACUAAUCCCGGGACCGCCGUUUUUCUUUGGAUCAUUGAUGGUAUUACUUGCAUUAUUUGUAAACUCAUCAUUGCCGAAGGUGCCAUCCACAAAUACGCGUUUUUUUCGUCGUCCAAGUGCUGCACUUAGUCGACAGCCAUCCGAAGAUACUGCUCGUUUAAUUCCAAGUUCAUAG
Molecule: messenger RNA, 201 nt
Organism: Gongylonema pulchrum
Lineage: Eukaryota; Metazoa; Nematoda; Chromadorea; Rhabditida; Gongylonematidae
Source: the annotation of a GenBank genome assembly